Messenger RNA from Dovyalis caffra, 321 nucleotides. The record is from the annotation of a GenBank genome assembly. NCBI's taxonomy places the organism in Eukaryota, Viridiplantae, Streptophyta, Magnoliopsida, Malpighiales, Salicaceae.
AUGGUGGCGCUUCUAAGCGUGCAUUCCUCUGCUGCAAUGGCCAGGAUGUCUUCUGACCAUUUGGAGUAUGGAUAUCUAGUUCCUCUGAUGGAGUCUUGGCCUGUUCGAAGCCUUUCUAUUGAGCAUUUUGGAAUCUGGUUUCUUGAAGCCUUUUGGUGGGUCGCUGUGGCUUUUCAUUGUACUGUUUUCAUCGUAUGUCUUGUGCUGAAUGAUGACGGCUGUCUUAUUGUUUGGCCUGGAAGUCUCUUGAGCUCCUUGGGCCGUUUCUUGUCUCGUCUAUGUUCGUGCUCUUUAAAGAGGGAACUCAAUCUAUUCAUGUAA